This is a messenger RNA of Melanaphis sacchari, 267 nucleotides long. RefSeq names its product zinc finger BED domain-containing protein 5-like. The record is from RefSeq and is a predicted model, not a curated record. The annotation marks the transcript as partial. Gene Ontology annotation, molecular function: protein dimerization activity. NCBI's taxonomy places the organism in Eukaryota, Metazoa, Arthropoda, Insecta, Hemiptera, Aphididae. The transcript has a single exon.
AUGCUUACUGUGUCAGAGUAUGAGAAUUUAAUUGAUAUUAAAUGUUCAUCUUCUCUUAAACAAAAAUUUGGAGCUGAAAAUUUUGAUCUAAAUAAUUUUUGGAUUGGACUUCAAGAUGAAUAUCCUACAAUUGUUGAGAAAGCUAUUACAAUUCUGCUUCCGUUUGUGACGACUUACCGAUGCGAGACUGGUUUUUCAGCUUACGCUUACACCAAAAACAAGUACAGAAAUAGACUUGAUGCAGCUCCAGAUCUUCGCAUUCAAUUA